AGAGUGAGACCCUGUCUAAAAAAACAAAAACAAAAACAAAAACCACACAUAUGUUCUUUCUGCUGUUUGGAAGGAAGCUAUUUCUAUUUAUUCAGUGUUUGGGGACCUAAAUAUAUGUCUGAAAAGAAAAUAUUGCUGUACUACAGGAUGGUGAUUGAAGUCCUGAAAAUAUCAGGAAACAGUUCUCAUUUGUUAUUUGUCAAAUUGUGCUAGUGCUUUCUGUAAACACUUGUAAUCUCUGUUUUUGCAGGUGAAAGAAGACUGAAGCUGAGUUCUAUUAUCAAAGCAAAGUGCUGUACUGUAUUUGAAAUAACUCUAGCAAAUACUGUGCUUCCUGCAUAGAACCUGUUGGAUUACUCACACAAAUGUCAAAGAACAGGUUGACAUUUUAGCAAGUGAUCAACCUGGCCCAUAUAGUUUUUACACUUUGCAGGGUUCAGAGAGCAGUUGAAUGUUGUUUUUAGCCUAUGAUCCAAAGCAGCUAAUGACAGAGUCUACCUUAGAACAUAAACAGGCUUCUGAUUUAUAACACAAGGCUAAACAUUGCCUUGUAGAUAUUGUGUGAUGUGUCCAGUUACAUUAAUGAAAUAGCUUUGCAACAGUGUGAAGUCAAGACUUAGGCUUAAAACAGAGAAUUUGAGGAUUGAGAUAAGUCCAGAGAAGCAGCAGGAUGGAGUGCAGAUGCAAGAGAAAGGCUAUGUCAAUGCCAUAUUAUAAAUAUAGCUCACAGACAGCAUAUCCUAGUGUGUGUCUGAAGAGGCCUGUGCCCUUGAGGAAAGGGGAGAUUAUGACCUUGUCCGCCAAUGUCAUUUGCAUAAAUUCCUAGAGACCUUGGGGCAGUGAGUAGGAGAUUGGUUGAGAUGAUCAUUGUAGGAAAAUUGAAUAACAACGUAUGGAUAUCUUACUGUUACAGGAAAUGCUUAGGAAGUGAGGUACUCUGAAUUUAGAAUGUGAUGGCCUAAGGGAUUCGGAGUCAAGAAGCAGGACAUGGGAUGAAGAUACAUCCGCUGUCAAGCUGGUCAUUACGACAGGGAGAAAUAUCCUUCCACAGAGUGAGAUUGGUGAGACUUCCAAGAGUUGAAUGAUGGUCCCACUGGACGAAACUCUUUGGGGUGAGUUUGCUUGUGUGGGAAAGACAGAACUCAGAGCCCUAAUUUAGGCAAACUGCAAGAUGGGUUCAGCAGGAGAAAGUGCCUGGAAAGGGGGAGGGACCAGGAGCCAAGUGGGUGACUAUCUGCCAGGCGCUCUCCUGAGGGUACGCAUCUUCCCUUGUGGUGUGACUAGAAAGAGGGAGUCCAAAGCAUGGUCCCUUCUCCUCCACCUGACACACAUCAAUGCUUCCCUCUUUUCCUGUGAGCCAAGAUAGAAGGUCUGAUCCAGAAUGGACGACAUGGGUGGAGGGGUGAGUCAGUAUUGCUUUUCAUUUUGGUGACUGGACUCAGUUUAAAAGAUGGAUGUCUUAGGGCAGUAGGUAGCAUGGUUUUCCUAGCUUUGUUGUCACAGGUGAUAGAAGCUGGACCAUAAGUUAGGGUCACAGCUCCCUUGAUUCUCCUUCUUUGUUCUCCUUCCUCUUUCACAACUCUCUCUCCUAGGUACUUUUAGUCAGGCUACAGAUGGAAUUUUGGGCAUUUGCUCUAGAGAGAAUUUUCCUGGGUAGCUUUUGUGUUAAACAGACUUCAUUACACAUUUUUCUUUGCUUGGGGCCUCUCUCUCCUGACACAGAUGCACGGGUCCCUUGUAGCCCACAGGCCCCAGUGUCACACAUUAGUGGCACAGGCUAGGUUUUGACAUUGGUUUCAUGUACCCAGUGAAGAGCACUUUCUCUAAGAACAGUUCAAUGGCAGGAUGUAUAUGGUUAUGAGCAGGGAGGCCUCCAGUGCUGGAGCAUCCGUUGCUGAUCCCCAGAAGGGAGACAUACUCUCUUUUUGUGUUUCCAAAGGCAUACUCUUAGGAGGCAGAUAGAAAGAUAUACAGUUAAGAAGUAGGGUUUUUAGGUUCUGUUAACAGCUGGUUUAUUACCUUUUCUGGAACUUUCUCACCCUUUCUGCAGUGAAAUAGGAUAUUUCUCUAUGUACGCCAGUGGGGGAAAAAUUGUGUGGAAACCUAGCUAUUCCCAAAAAAGGAGCACAAAAAGAAGGACCUCUGAGAUUGCUGAAUACUUUUUAGAUGACAAAGAACUUAGAAUGUUGAGAAGGGACUUACAGGGAACGGGCUGAUAAAAGCCUUGAGCGUCAUCUAGUAUUUACCCUUUUUUCCUCAAACUUGGGUUAGCUGAAUGCACACACGCACACACACACACACACACGAAUAUUGCUGCUUAUGAUAAAUGCUCUAAUCAACAAAAUUUACUGGAUCAUAAGCUCUGCAAAGGUAGGGCCUGUGGUGUUCUCCUUUUAUCCUUAGCCUGUAGCACCAGGCCUGGCACAUAGAUUCUUAGUAAAUAUCUACUGAGUGAAUGAAUUGUUGAACAGCUCGUACUGAAGAACUGAUUCUGAUAAUCUGUGGAAUACUUAAAAAGAGAAUGAAUACAAUGCAUAUAUUAAAAGAGGAGGCAGUCUGCAGCCACUGCCACCUCCGCCACCGCCAGCUAUGCUGGUGAGCAUCCCCAGGCAGCUCGUUGGAAGUUGUUUUCAACCAUAUCCAGCCCUUGCCAAAUACAUCCUAUUUGUCACACAUCCAAUGUGAGGUCCCUUCAGCUAUAAGGUGGGCACCAUGGUGGAGAAGUUUGACGGUCUCUACUGCAGGGACCCUUUGCAGAGGAAAAAGUAUGUGCACAAGGGUGACUACCACUGCUGCCUGAAAUGCUUUGACAAGUUCUGUGCCAACAUCUGCAUGGAAUGCUGCAAGCCCAUCUGUGUGGACUCCAAGGAGGUGCACUAUAAAAACUGCUUCUGGCAUGACCCCAGCUUCCACUGUGCCAAAUGCCUUCACCCCUUGGCCAAUGAGACCUUUGUGGCCAAGGACAACAAGAUCCUGUGCAACAAGUUCGCCACUCAGGAGGACUCUCCCAAGUGUAAGGGAUGCUUCAAGCCCUUUGUGGCAGGAGAUCAAAAAUGGAGUACAAGGGUUAGGGUUAGGGUUAGGGUUAGGGUUAGGGUUAGGGUUAGGGUGACCAUCUUGCACAAAGACUGUAGCAACUGCAGGCAAGUCAUGGGGACUGGAAGCUUCUUCCCUAAAGGGAAGGACUUCUAUUGUGUGACUUGCCAUGAGACCAAGUUUGCUAAGUAUUGCGUGAAGUGCAACAAGGGUUUGGUAAAGGCUCCAGUGUGGUGGCCUAUGAAGGACCAUCCUGGCACUACUGCUGCUUCCACUGCAAAAAAUGCUCCAUGAAUCUGGCCAACAAGCACUUUGUUUUCCACAAGGAGCAAGUAUAUUGCCCUGACUGUGCCAAAGAGUUGUAAACUGACAGGGGCUCCUGCCCUGUAAAAUGGAAUUUGAAUUUUGUUCUUUGUGUCCUUACUCUCUGCCCUAUACCAUCAGUGGGGAAGAGUGGGCUUUCCCCUCCUUAAAGGUCUCCUUCUGUCUUUUCUCUCAUUUGACGGUAUUACUCAAAUAAGGGCACACAGUGAUCAUAUUAGGAUUUAGCAAAAACCAACCCUGCAGCAAAGUGAAUUUCUGUCCAGCUGCAACUAAAAACCGAAAACGUAGGCAGACUGACUCUUCUGCAUGUUUCUCACAGAGCAGAAAAGUGCUAGUCAUUUCGCCACUUAGUGAUGUAAGCAAGAAGCAUAUGAAACAAAGCCCCCACUGAGAUGCCUCUUGCGACUCAGCUGGGACAUACCGUGUAGUCAUGCGACAUGCAAGAGUUGUAGUGGCUGCUUCAUCUCGCCGCUCAUCCUCUUCUGUGAACAGGAAAAGAACUGACUGACGUGCAUGGUUUAACUUCCUCAUCAAAACUCUAACCUUCCUUCUGUUCUUUUGUGCUUUCAAAUGACUAAUAUGCACUUCCAGAAAAUUAACAUUUGAACUUGGCUGUAAUUCUAAACUGACCUUUCCCUGUACAAAUGUUUGAUUUCCCCAUGAGGCGUGUUUUCUGAGCGUUCCUACCAUAAAGCAUGGAACAUGCAGGUGAUUUGGGAAGUGUAGGCAGAUCUGAGAAAACGAACCUGUUUCAGAGGAACAUUGUCACAGCAAAUACUUCUGGAAACUUAACAAAACUAACCCUGCCGUCCUUUUUAUUGUUUUUAAUUAGGAAUAUUUUUGUUUUAAUUGAUAGCAAAAUAGUUUAUAGGUUUGGA
This is a messenger RNA of Chlorocebus sabaeus (green monkey), 4238 nucleotides long. The record is from RefSeq and is a predicted model, not a curated record. NCBI's taxonomy places the organism in Eukaryota, Metazoa, Chordata, Mammalia, Primates, Cercopithecidae.